Anolis carolinensis (green anole) is the source of this 921-nucleotide messenger RNA. It is a transcript of the gene coxfa4l3, whose product is annotated as chromosome unknown C15orf48 homolog. Lineage: Eukaryota; Metazoa; Chordata; Lepidosauria; Squamata; Anolidae. Bases 58 to 546 code for a protein of 162 amino acids. The transcript has 5 exons. The record is from RefSeq and is a predicted model, not a curated record.
CAACUGUUCUUUACUGGGCUUUUACACCCAGCCACAUAACCCAGAAUAUAAAGGCAGAUGAUGCACAAUAUCUGCUUUGAACUGGGUUAUCUGAGUCCACAUUACCAUAUAAUCCAGUUCAGUGUGGAUUUUAUACAGCUGUGUGGAAGGAAGGGGCUUCAACUGCUCAGUCCAGAGGCCUACUUUGUCCCACAGCGCUUGGUUUCUGUGGAGAAUUCUAUAGGAACACCGUCCAUUUUGUAUCUGUCCACGCCUCCUCUCAAAGGUCUGCACCUGCUGGUCACCAUGAGGAAUAUGGGGAUCUUCCAGCUCAUGAUGAAGAAGAAAGAACUUAUUCCUCUGAUUGCAUUUGUCUCCUUUGCUGGAAUAGGAGCAACGCUGGCGAGUCUCAAUGCUAUGAGAAAAUCUGAUGUGAUUUUUAACAAGACUGGCAACCCAGAACCAUGGGAACAUGUGAACCCUACCCAACCCCAAAAGCUGAUAACAAUCAACCAGGAAUGGAAGCCCAUAGAAGAGCUGGAGAAAGUCAAAAAAAUGAUGAAGUGAUGGGUGCCUGCCUCUUCACGUGACACUCUAUGAAUCUAGUGGAAUCACUUCCGCACAAACUAGAUGAAUGAAACCAGUGUGCGGAAAUGCUUCUGCUACAUUUUUAGGGUCUCCCUCCAGCUUUUUGGACUUUAGACAUUACAGUUUGUUUUUCAGAAGUUUCCCUGCAUACAUCCCCAAAGUCCAAAAAUAACGGGAUUUGCUUGCACUUAGAACAGCCAUGUUUGCCUUGAAGAAAGAUGUUCAGCGUUCUCUGCAUUCUUGAAGUAUAUAUAAUGGCCUUUAUCCAUUUGUGAGCCUUAAAAGAGUUGAACUAUUUUUGUCUGAGGUUAUCCUGUAGCUUUAUGUUUUCAAUAAAGUUGUUUAAACCUGGAA